UCUAUAUUUUUUUUCCCUCCCUCGAGAACCUUCCCGAUUUCGGCGAUACCACAGAUUCAUACUUCAUAUCUUGGGUUACUCAGUUUCAUUUCUUAAUAAAACAUCGAAUCGCUGAAGAUCUUCAAGUUUUCCUGUAAAUCGGUUCUUGUUCACAACUAAUCUCAGAUUUCCUGUAUCUAGCUGGCUGCUGAGACUUCCCUCACAUAGCCCUUGAAAUCUUUAUAUGCCUGCAGCAAAAUUAAGGUCCAGUAACAAUCUAGAUGCAAUGAUGUUUGGACAGAAUCUCGUGAAGGCAGAUGAAACAAAUGUCUCUCUUGAUACUUUCAUUAGACAAGCAAUAGGGAAAGAACCUGUUCUUCCUUAUUCUAGGGCGGCUGACAGCCCAAUCCAGUGGAUUCAGUUCCUUAGCUCUUUAGACCCACAAGCAGAUCUCUCUGGGUGGCCAUUGUAUCCGAAGGUUCCGAUGCAGAAGUGCGAUAAGUGUGUUCGAGAAUUUUGUUCGCCCAUUAACUAUCGAAGACAUAUACGUCUGCACCGUCGGUCUUUGAAGAUUGAAAAGGACUCUACUAAGAUUAGGGAUCUCAUGGGAGCAUUUUGGGAUAAGCUGUCUGUGGAUGAGGCUAAGGAUGUUAUAUCAUUUGAUACUGUGAUGUUGGAGGGAGUUCCUGGAUCUGCAGUUGUAAGGGCAUUGGCAUCGUUUAUCCGUAAACCGGGGUUUUUCUCACUGCCUCAGAGUUAUGUCAAGGCUGGUGCUGCUCUAUUGGAUCUCAUUCAAGGAAGGCCUUCGAGGUUUCCUAUAUCCUCUACUGAAUUAUUCAGUAUCCUUCAUGAUGCCAGCGAGAAGACAUUCUUGUGUCCUGGCACAGCUACAUCAAUGCAAAAAUUUAUGUUUGAUGGUGAACCUGGGAAGAUUGGAUUCGAAAUGAAGAAUCUAAUCGCUUGCACUAGUUUCUUAGUCGAGCAAAAACUGAUUAAGGAAUGCCUUGUCGAGAAAGAUGCAGAAGCUCUAAGGUGUCAAAAGUUGCUUGUAGAGGAGGAAGAAGCUGCUCAGAGAAGACAGUUUGAACUCUUGGAAAGAAAAAGGCUAAAGAAGCUUAGGCAAAAAGAGCAGAAAGCAAAGGAGCAAGUCGAAGUAGAAGACGUAGAUCUAAAAGAAGAUUCCUCAAUUUCUGUUGAGGUUUCAGAAUCUACGUCCAUCUCUCAUACUCCUGAACUUUCUAUAGUUCGAUCUGCAAGCACAGAUGAAGGAUGUGAUAAUGCUGAUAAUGCAGAGAAGGCAGAAAUUGACAUGGCUUAUGAAACUUCCAACUCUAACGAUCCUCAGGACUUUGACCACCAACAUGUACAGCAAGGAAACAGUCAACAGCAAGGAGAUGGUCAACAGCAUGGAAAUGGUCGACAGCGUGCAGUUGCUAAUCGACGUUCACAACGCAGUGAACCAAAUAGCUUCCGCACAGGUCAUGUCGUUCCAGUUUCUAAGUUGGGAGCUAUUCAGAAACGUGGGAACUACAGAGACCUUAAGACAACUCCUCUGGCCAACAAAAGCCAAAGAGUAUGGACCAGGAAAACCAAAAUUGAGAAUGAGAGAAUAGGUUCGAAUGCUGGAGUAAGAGACACGAGAGAUAAACAAGAUCUAGGUGGCAGUAGGGAUUUGUUGAUAGGUUCAAUCCCCGUAACACUUGCGGAGUGUAGUACCAGCAGUCAGAUUAAGGUCGAUCAAUGCACCUUGGAUCACCAACCAGGUCAACGGAACAUUAGCAGUAGCAGUAUACAAGAAAAAUCAGUAAAGAUCGAGCUUGUUCAAAGUGGGACUAAUAAAUCGAAGACAAAGCAUUGGAGGCCUGUGGGGAGACGUGAAAGAAGGAAAAGAGAAAAAAUUGAAUCUGUAGGAGAAUCUUCAAAUCUGAUAGAUGACAGUUGUAUACCUCGCAAUAAUUCUGAUGGGUGCAGUGGUUUGGAAGGGGCACGUUCUUCAGAAGCUACAGAGGAAUUACACUCAACAGGGAAAAAACUAUUUUCCAGCCACGAAGUCAAGGCUUUCCUCGCUCAGAGAUGGAAGGAAGCUAUCACUUCAGAUCAUGUGAAGUUGGUCCUGUCUCCAGAAACAGAACUGCCAGAGUGCGUUGAGAACCAGGAUGUUCAAGUAACUGCACAUAUACCAUCAGAGAGUUGCAAUCGCAGUAUUCUCGGCAGUGCAGAGAAUAGAUUAGCAGGUACUAAUGGUCCUGAACGUGCGAAAAAUGGUACCUCUAAACAUGCCAAGUUUAAAGCAAAGCCUGAAAGAGGUUAUAAACUAAAGCGCAUCCCCGAACAAAGAAAUAGUUCAUGAUGGAAUGAAUCAAGGGGAAAGAAAUAACAUACAAUUGUUGUACCAAAGUGUGUAGUGUGCAACAGCAUCAAAUCAUCAUUAUUCAUUGCAGAGGUUCCAGUUUUAGAAGAGAGUCUUCUGUGUCAGAAGCAUGAAAAAAAAUGAUUCAUUGGUAGAACUAGAAAUAUUUCACCAAAUUUGUAACCUCUUCUGUUUCUUUCUCUUUCCUGUUAUUAUUGUGAGGGUAAGUGAAUAGAGAUAGUACAACUGUGAAAAAAAAAAGAAAAAAAAGUUCUGUGGGGAUUUUGUCUUAAAAUCUUUAAAGUAAUUUUGGGGUCUUUCCAUUUUAGGUUAUUUCAAGCAUCCUUUGUGCUUAACUUCUGUUAUGGUGCUUGCAUAUAGUGACAGUUUUGACA
This is a messenger RNA of Papaver somniferum (opium poppy), 2724 nucleotides long. RefSeq lists its product as uncharacterized. The record is from RefSeq and is a predicted model, not a curated record. The transcript is spliced from 10 exons. The coding region runs from base 224 to 2329 and encodes 701 amino acids. NCBI's taxonomy places the organism in Eukaryota, Viridiplantae, Streptophyta, Magnoliopsida, Ranunculales, Papaveraceae.